UUAUGAUUUGGAAAGGAGUUAUAAUCAAUAACAAAGGUCAAUAAAAAAGGUCCAAAAGACACACACAUAUACAACUUUCUCGCUGGAUUAAGCAACAUUUUCACAGGAAACUCAUCAUUACCAAGCAGCUGAUUCCGCUUCUGGCACCCAGAGCCCAAGAGCACAUAUGGCCUCAUGGGCUCCGCUCCAUGGACUGAAUGCUUGGUCCCCGGGGCACCAGCAUUUAUUUAGGCCGCAUUAUCCUGAUACAAGGAUCCGGAAUAAAAUCUUAGAAAAUUGAUUUUAAAAAGAAAACAAAAACACUGGUCCUAGAAGACUGUUGUCUGGUUUUAUGACACAUGCCUGAUAUUAACUCAUAAAUCUCGUUCUUACAUGACAUUAACGGAUGUUUUAAUAUUCUCUGCAAUACCUUUUGCCGGCUUCUGUACAAAGUAACACCAUACGCAGCACAAACUCCAUCUCACUGACUGGAUGAGACCGUUACCACCGAUAAGGACACAGCAUCGUUACCCAGUGAGCCACUACCUGGGGUUUCAGACACUGACACACAAAAACCUUGGCCAUCGGCUCACUACAGGUGAAGGGCACAGGGCAGGAGCAAUAGAGCAAGGGCGGCGUCCCGAGGCCGAGGCCUGGAGGGAACGGAUCUGGAUUCCUGAACGGACCCUGGAUUAAGGAAAACAGGAAAGACCGUUUUCUCCCGCUUGGGCGCCGUGUGUGGGCCAAAUCAAGACACGGCCAUGGGUUGGUCCUGCAGGUGCCACCGUCCCCCUGCUCCGUCCAGCACAGGGACUCCGCGCCCGCGUCAGCUGCCCCAGACCAUCUCAGCUCUGGCUGCCCUGAGGACGAGCCGGGCUGGAUCAGUACAACCCGCCCGGCUGCUGGGGCACGGACACCAACCGGCCGUCCCGCUGGCGGACAGACUGCGUGCUCUGCGCACGGAGGACCCCACGGCCGCGGCGGAGUGUUUACAGACACUUCUGCUGCGCAGCUCCUCCUCCAACACUAAGAAGCAGACGACGUCUGAAAGUACUUGGAGACCCUGGCCCAUAACGGGGCUCUUAAAGGUGUGCGCCAACACGCAAGUCAGGCAGUCAACACGGGACUCUGCCGUACGGGCUCUCGCCUCAUCUGCACUGUGCUCCACGCUCUGUUUUUAAUUUCUGAAGAGAUUUUAUUUAUUUUAGAGAGAGAAAGAGAAAGAGUGAGAGAGAGCAGAAGGGGGAGGGUUGUGGGAGAAGCAGACUCCCUGCCCAGGAGCGGCCUCAAGGCCCACACCAGCAUCAGGACCUGAGCCCAAGGCAGCCACUUAAUACACAAUGAGCCACCCGGGUGCCCCCUGGGCGCGACUUUGAAACACACACACAAUCUCCUGCCUGGGAUGUCCUGCCUUCCUUUUCUUUUUUUUUUUUAAAGAAACAAAAGCACCCCUCAGUUACAGCUGGGAAAAGGACUGGGCUUCUUGUUAGAAGUGUUACUUUUUAAAUUAAAUUACUCAAAAUAACCCAAUCUGCUUAAAUGAAAUUAAAAUAUCCUGUAUUGGACUAAACGGGACUAAAUCUCUGUCGUUCAACCCAGGGGGGGGUCUAUGAUAUUAUAUAGUUAACGGCAUUCUAGUUCUGUCAGUGAUUUUUAAACUUAAUUAAAACGGACUGAAUCUUUUAAAAGAGAAACUCCCAUGACUGCCACUGGUGAGAAAUUAUUUUCAUUAAGCUGCGCAAAUAUGUAUGAAUCUGAAGUCAGAAAAUGUCGUCCACAGAGUUUAAAAGAGCUCUAAAGUCAAAAUAAAUAUACAAACUAAAUACCUACAAAAUUAUAAAACCAACAAAAUUUAAAUCACCAACAUGAACUUAACGUGAUGGCCACUACCCUACAAAACCAGUGUGAGGCUAAAAGCAAAAAUACGGUACUGAGGGCACCCAAUGGGGCCUUUGCACCAGCCACGCACCGCACGAGGACUCGGGACGCACUGCUCGGUCUGUCUGAGCAGCCAGAGGCCCCUGCGCAGGGCCCACACGCACACGGGCCCUGCUGGCCACAGGGGUGGCACUGCGUCUCCGCAGAGGGGCAGCAAGGCUCGGGCGCUGGUGCCCACGGCCGAAGCGAGGCACUCUGGCGGAUGGGUCAUCUGGCUGCUGCAGAACUUACUCAGCCUACGUCUUAAGUCCUACUCAGAAACCAGGACACACGCCUGGCAGUGCCCAAGAACCCAGCUUCGACUUUCUGUCAGGUGCGGCCCACUGCUGGCAGAGGCCUUUCCCUCCCACCACCACCACCACGAUGCCGGAGAGGACUGGAAAAGUGUCCGACCACAAAGCAACAAUGCUGGGCAGGCUCUGACGUGCGGGGGACAGCAAAGGGGCAGGAGGCGUGAUGGGUGACAGUCUAAGUACGCACAGGGGGCGAAGUCUCAACCUGCCCGGGGCCUCGGCCACGCUGCACACCAGGUCCCCCAGCUUGUCCCCAUCCUGUCAGGUGGGCGCACACAGUUACUCCCCCUUCCUGUUUCCCAAACGCCGGCUGCCGCGAGUGAAAGACCCUCCCCCAAAGGAAAAAUCUCAGAAGAAAAGGUUCAGUGGGGUCCUUAAGAAGUGACCGACCUCAGGGAAGCCCUCCAGCUGGAAGGCCCCCCUGCCCACGGAACUGCCUGCCGGCUCCAGGUGGCUGCGUCUUAGACACGAACCCAUCGCUCCCGAUCUGCAGGCGGCCGAGCGAAAACGCGCAAACAAGGCAGCUGGAGCAAAGAGGGACAGUGCACCGACAAAAUGUCAAAGAAGUGACAAUUAACGCCCUCAAGGGAGCUAAUGCCUGCCAACAGGAACGACGUCACCAAUGCUGGCUGGGCGCCUGCCAGGGGCCAGGGGCUACUCUAACCGAGUGUGGCCCCGGGUGAAGCGGGCCCCUUUCCCACAGCCCAGGAAGCAGGGCUCCUGUCAUCCCUCUCUGCGGGAGAGCAGCAGGCCCUGGGGCGCAGGGCGGGGUCCCUGGAGGAUGGGCGCCAGGAGAACGGAGAACAAGGACAUGCGCUUUGAAAUUCAAACAGUAAUAGUUUCAAAACUCAACACCUCUUCCAAAGGGUAGAGCCGGAAGACAGAGAUGGACAAGAGGAGAGAAAAGGUCAUUAGAGGACCGGGUAGUGGCCCAUCAGCAGGUAACAAGCCCCAGAAAGGAGAAGAGAAAGCGACACAAACAUCAAAGGACUAAGAGGAGAGUGUCCCAGAGCAGGAGCCCAGGAGCCUCCAGGCUGACGAGGUCCAGGGAAGGCUGAGCCGGACCCAGGAGCAGACCCUCGCCACGGUGCCUCACUGUGGAAACCACACCACUGGGGAGAAAGGGGGAUUCUAAAAUUCUCCCGAGAAAACGAACAGGUCACACAGCAAAGGAAUCAGAGGGCGGCAGACAGGACGCAGGAAGACGGUGGCUGGAACGCCGACCGUCCUCACAGUUCCGAGAAAAGCCAGUUUUUAACCCACAGUUCUACACCAGGCCAAAUUUUCAACUGCACUUCGAAGGGCAGAGUAAAGAUAUUUCAGACAUGGAGGGGGAAAAGCAAAAAAAGAUCACAACAAAAGCCCCUUCCUCAGCAAAUACUGAUGAUGCAAUUAGGCAAAAUGAGAAUAAAGCAAGGGGAAGGCAGACGGGGAGCGAGCGCGUCCCCGCGCCGGCGAAGACAGGCCAGGAGGCCAUGGCGCUGGGAGCAGCGGUCCCAGCCGGGCAGACGAGCGCUGGAGGGGCCGGCCGUGCCUGGGACGGCCCGGUGACGUGGUGGCAGAGCAGCCGCAGCGUCCGUUCCCACCGCAGCAGACACAGAGGACCACGCGUGCAGAGCCACCAGGCAUCGUCCGCUCUGGGGAAAAGGAAAUUUGUAUGAGAAAGAGAACCGAGAACGCAGCUCCGGACCGAACACUGUCUGCCGCCAGCACAGCGCGGAGGGAACGGAGACGCCCAACGGAGUCCUCUCAACUCUCCUUCCUUCCCUGUUUCUUCUUUUUCGGGGAGGUGGGUGCACGUGGGUGGAAGGUGAUGUCAGCAAAAAAGCUAAACCAUCAGUCACCAGAACAGGAAGUCAGCACUUACGUUCAGAAUAAAAUCCGGAGAGCGGAAGUUAGCAGUGCGAGACGCCGGGCCGUGGGGGCGCUUCACGGCCGAGGGGGCAGGCGGCAAGAGGCACUGGACGGAAGAGGACGGCCCGCGUGGACAUAAGGAAGCAGGAAGAGGACGUGGGGAGGGGCAGGGGGCCCAGAGGGGCAACGUCGUCAACAAGGCAUUAAAAGAUGGAGAACACGAAGUCACGUUCAUGUGCCCAUGGCCUGGCGUAGCCGCGGGGGCUGAUGACACACGAGAGCUGGGUUGGCAGAAGACAGGCAGGGACAGGGGCACCCGCACUGGGGGACUGUGGGGUCCAGGGGGCGCACGGCACCGGAGGGGCAGGAGCAGACCUGGGCGGACACGCGGUGUCAUGAGGCGGCCGCUUUCCUCUAGGAGGCAGGACAGAAGAGUCCCCUGCCCGGAGCGCCGGUCUCGUGGGGGUGCGUGAAGGGCGUGUCCCCAGGGCAGGGGCCGACCGCAGCAGAGAAAUGCAGGGCUGGGUCAGCGCCACGUGAGAUCUGAGGGCUGCCGCUUAUUUUCUAAAAUUCAGCAAACACCUGAGUGGCUACCAUAAGCCAGACAGUGCCCUGGGCGCUGGGGACACAGCACAGGCCGAGUCCCUGCCACCAUCUCCACGAACGGAGGAACUCUGAACGACCCCUGCACUGCAGCUUGCGGAGCUGCGCGCGGGCAGAUGGGGACCAGGUCUGGGCUUCUGCCGGCGGUGUGAGGACAGGGGCUGAGACAGACAAGGAGGGUCAGAGAGGGCAAGGAGGGACUCGGAGUCGGGCCCGGGGUAGCACCCAGGCGGCGGGGGGAGCCGACUCCAAGGGCAGCUCCCCGUGCUGCGUACACAGGCGCCGCGGUCUCGACUUCCCCGGACUCUGAGCUUUUCAAAACCAAACACGUGAGCAAGCCUCAAGCUUCCUUUACUUCGUGCCCUACAUGCGACCUGACCGUGACCUGUGGCAAAGUCCUGGGACCCCUUCCAAGUGGCCGCCGGUGGCCACCCUGUCACCGCCGGCACCGCUGCGGCUCCCUGGGGAGGGAGGGACCCGCGAGUCGGAACUUCGCACCCAAACCACCAAGUCACGUCAACACAGAAGGAAGCCACGACGACCAGGACCGCGACGCAGUUUCCGUCCACGAAGCCUCUCAUUCUCUCUGUCCCCGGGCGCUGGGGGUGCUGAACCGCCCCUUCCCACCGGGCCUGCUGUUCCCGGGGCGACUGCCCGCAUCCGUACUGGCCGGGACGUGGGGGAGACCGAGGCUUGUGCGCAGCCUCCUGACCCCACUGUCCCAUUCCGGACCCUCCGCUCACCGCGUCACCAGGACGCCCCAGCCCCGACCGAGUGGGCAGGAGCAGCGGGGUGGGAAGCGGCCCCGCCCCGAAGGCCGUGCCCUCCGCGGUGGCAGCCGAGACCGCUGCGCGUCCGCCCAACAACGGCGUGGUCUCCCCAGAAGACACCGAGGGCACCUGCCGAGGGACCCCAUCCACACCGAGCCCCGGAGCAGGCGCGCGCCCCCAGACACGGGAGUCCUCCGUGGGUCACCCCGUGGCCGGCGCCCCAGCACUGUGGACACUGCACCUCUGCGCACCCCAUGCUCUGCCCGCCCCACCUUGCCCGUGCACUCGGAACCUCGAGCACCCAGGACAGAGUGCCCCACGGCCACGCCACCACUGCUCCCGAGGGGGGGCUCCAAAGGCAGCCCUCCUGCCCUCUGCGGCCCGGCCGCCUCUGCCCUCCAACAGGGGGUCCCGACUUCACGCAGAAACGCUGUCACCCUCAUCCUCGAGAGUCGGCCGCCCUGCCCUUCAUGCUCCCACAACAAAGCGGGCGGCGCUCUGCCCCCACCGCCCUGCCCCCCCCCGCUCUGCCCCCCUCCCCCCCGCUCUGCCCCCGUCCCCUGCUCUGCCCCCCCACGGCCACCUGCUUGCGCCCGGCCAGCCCCUCAUCCCCUCCCUGACCUGUGACCGCCUGGGACGCACACCGCCCUGGCCCCACCACUCACCUCGUGCUCCGCAGCACCCGUCAGAGGGCGGGCAUACACAGCAGGCGAUCCCACGGUGACAAGAUGCUUGGGGAAAGGGGUGGCCGGGGGGGGGGGGGGCGUCAGUCCU
Messenger RNA from Lutra lutra (Eurasian river otter), 6211 nucleotides. Its product is annotated as proline-rich protein HaeIII subfamily 1-like. Lineage: Eukaryota; Metazoa; Chordata; Mammalia; Carnivora; Mustelidae. The transcript has 2 exons. The record is from RefSeq and is a predicted model, not a curated record. Bases 5035 to 6057 code for a protein of 340 amino acids.